UCAAGCAGACGUUAGUUAAACGUUUGUAAGAGUAUAUAAAUACCCGUCAAAUUAUUAAUGACCGAGUACUUAACAUUAACACCUAUCUAACUUAACGGCUACUUGCCCAAAGACACUCAGCACAUUCACUAUACUAACGCUAACACUUUCUCCAUAUACUUAUCGCAGUGUUACAACUGAUCCACAUCCUUCACUGCUGAGUUCAUGUCAUCUGAACCAUAUUUGAUAUUUCAGACGCCACGUGAGGGUGCCAUGUUGUGUGACGUGUACGGAGAAAACGAAACUUACUGAGGGUGAGGCUGCAUUAAAACAGCCCGCUGGUACGUGGAAGUAGAGCUGAGAUGAAAACGAAGAAGAGCCAUCGUUAGUUAGUAUUGUGAGGUUUAUUCUUUGCUGUGUUGAGAGGGGACGUUGUGACGGUUGAGUUAUGUAUAAUGGCCGUAGCUAAACUCAACGAGUACACACAGAGAGAGCGCUUAGACCUGAGGUAUGAGGACGUUCGGGCUGUUGGCCUGGAUCACAUUAAGACAUUUACCGUGAGAGCAGUGGUGGGUGGUAAGGCGUAUCCUGAAGGUGAGGGGAAGAACAAGAAGGAAGCCAAACUGAAUGCAGCUGCAAACGUCCUGAGUGUCCUGUUGGGGGAAACAAUAGACUCUACAGAAAAUGCAACAGAAGCUUCAACUGCACCAACUCAUCAGACAGCUUUCACUCAAGCCAACUAUACAUGUUGGCUCAAUGAACAUGGUCACAAGAGCAGGGUGACUAUACGGGCUCUGGAGUCAACCAGACUGGGACUAAAUAGUACUACUCCAUGCUGUAGCUUCGUGGUUGGUGAUAAGGAGUUUCCAGCUGCCACUGGGAAAACAAAGAAGGAAGCUAAGGAGGAAGCAGCCAAGCUUGUGUAUCUCGAGAUAUGUGGGAGUAAAACUACAGAGACUGGAGAGGAGAAGAGCCGUGACACAUCAAGCCAACAAAACGAAGAAUUGAAUCAAAAUGCGUCGGACAUCUGUGAUAAGAUGAAGAGCUUGAGUGCGAUCACCAAAGACAAAGGUUUUACGGAGACAAAUUUCAUAGCAGUCGUCGACCACUACUGUCACAAAACAAAGCGCUCCCAUGACUACAUCUUAGAGCGAAGAUGCGGUCCAGAUCAUAGCCCUCAGUUCUUCUACAAACUAGCGAUCGACAACAAGGACUACCCUUCGGGUGAGGGCAAGAACGUCAAGGAAGCCAAACAAAAUGCAGCUCGGCUGGCCUGGUCUGCUCUUAAAGAACAGCCAGACUGGGACACCAAGGUGUCUCUUUGGUCAGCUGUGUCUGAUGAUGGUCUGUCCACGCCACCAAUCACACCGGAGUCCCACGGUGCAAAAUCUAAAAGGGUGCCAAUGGCUGCAAGUGACUCGGCUGUUUUCACCAAUUCAUCAAAUCCUCCUGAGGAUCAGAUUAAAAGUCCUGAUGUGAAGCCCAAAAUAAGAAUCGCAGCAAAUUUCCAAAAUGCCCCCAGAAACAGCAAAGAGGAUAUAAUGCCCAAUUUCAAAGGCAAGAAUCCAGGAAGUAGUCCAAGUAAGAAGACAACAACCCAGAUAUCAAGGUUUACAUCUGAAUUUGACUCCAUAGUGUGUCUCGGCAAAGGAACCUUUGGUCGUGUUUUCAAGGCAAAUCAAAAACUGCUGAAGAAGAAUUAUGCUAUAAAGAUUGUCCGUUGCAAAGAGAUCAAAAAAGCUCUACGAGAGGUGUUGGCAUUAUCAGACCUCCAUCACUGCAAUAUUGUUCGAUACUACACAUGUUGGUUGGAGGAUUCAGGAUACCAAUGGGACAGUGUAGAUGACAGUUCCAGCCAGUCGUCUGUUAAGUACCUGCAUAUUCAGAUGGAGUUGUGUAACACCAACACUCUUAGAGUGUGGAUAGACGAGAAGAACACUCAGAAUGUGAAGAAAUCUCUGCGAGACUCCAAGAGAAGAGAACAAAGUCUCACUAUUGCUCAGCAAAUAGUGAGUGCAGUGGAUUACAUUCACUCCAAGAUGCUCAUCCACAGAGACCUGAAGCCUGCCAACAUCUUGUUUGGCCAAGAUGGGGAAGUGAAGAUCGGAGACUUUGGUCUGGUCACUGAGGAAAACAAUGACGACGCUGAGAACCUCCUGGAGAGAACGGUGUUCAAAGGAACCCCAUGUUACAUGGCUCCAGAGCAAAGGAGCAGGAACACUUAUGAUCGAAAAGUGGACAUAUUUGCUCUGGGGUUGAUAUAUUUUGAACUCCUUUGGAACCUCUUUACCGGCCCGGAAAGGAAACUGAUUUUGGAUGAUGCCAGAAUCCAGAAAUUUCCUGAAAACUUUCCACACAAUUUUCCCCUGGAGAUCAAAAUCAUUAAGUCGAUGCUGUCUGAAAAGCCAGAAGACCGACCCGAAGCAAGUAAACUAAAGAUGGACUUGGAAGAGUGCUCUCAAACACUUACAAUGCUUAAAGAUAUGCGACGCAACAGUAGGACUUUCUGAUUAUUACAAGGAAAUACUUAAACAGCAGGCAAAAGCAUCAGUCAUCACAUGCAUGACUAUUAAGUCAGCAUUAUGUUCCAUAAUACCUUUAUUUGCAAGGUUUUUAUUGCUAAGGGGAGUGUACCUUUAACCAUUUUCAUGAUCUGAUGUGACAAAAUGCAUCAUGAUUAUAGGACUGAUGGGCACAUAACCUCGUGCAGUUUAUAAUCGGAGGAUAGGGUUGUUCUGUGUCAAAUCAGAUAAGUGGGUUUGUAUACAUUUUAGAUUUUGUUCAUGUAAAUGCUAUUUGAGACCAAAAUAUUUUCACUGAAUAUUGAGAAUUGCAUAUCUUUUUUAUAGCCAUUUUUAGGGUUCAAUGUCUUCAGAUAUUUAACUCCUAAAGCCGUGAAAUUUGGUAGUGGCACAAACAAAACCAAAUCCACUCACAAGCAGAUCUCAUGUUAUUUUAUUACUGGCCCUUAAAAAUGGAAAAAGUGCAAAAUGGGUAGUUUUGGGACCCCAGGCAGUUCCUUAAAGUACAUAUAAAUGGACAUUUCCAUACUUCCGACUAAUAAUACAGUAUUUUAUUGAUGUUUUGCUAAAUUUCAAAGGCUCUAACAUCAUCAAAUUCGAGAUAUGGCAAGAACGGCGAUGUGGACUCAUUCCUAGGACCAUGAAAAUGUAUGUGCAAAGGGCCAUUUUUCUAUAUAUAUAUAUAU
This is a messenger RNA of Anarrhichthys ocellatus (wolf-eel), 3187 nucleotides long. It is a transcript of the gene eif2ak2, whose product is annotated as eukaryotic translation initiation factor 2-alpha kinase 2. The record is from RefSeq and is a predicted model, not a curated record. Lineage: Eukaryota; Metazoa; Chordata; Actinopteri; Perciformes; Anarhichadidae. Gene Ontology annotation, biological process: eiF2alpha phosphorylation in response to endoplasmic reticulum stress. Bases 435 to 2489 code for a protein of 684 amino acids. Gene Ontology annotation, molecular function: ATP binding; eukaryotic translation initiation factor 2alpha kinase activity. The transcript is spliced from 19 exons. Gene Ontology annotation, cellular component: cytoplasm; nucleus.